Penicillium subrubescens is the source of this 1806-nucleotide messenger RNA. RefSeq names its product beta-N-acetylhexosaminidase. The transcript has a single exon. The record is from RefSeq and is a predicted model, not a curated record. Gene Ontology annotation, cellular component: membrane. Lineage: Eukaryota; Fungi; Ascomycota; Eurotiomycetes; Eurotiales; Aspergillaceae. Gene Ontology annotation, biological process: carbohydrate metabolic process; glycosaminoglycan metabolic process. Gene Ontology annotation, molecular function: beta-N-acetylhexosaminidase activity. The coding region runs from base 1 to 1806 and encodes 601 amino acids.
AUGAAGUGCGCCACCAUCCUUGGUGCGCUGGCGUUCCUGGCCUCGGCUGCCUCUGCCGUCAAGGUGAACCCACUUCCCGCCCCCCGCAACAUCACUUGGGGCUCCUCCGGUCCCAUCCCAAUCAAGAGGAUCUCCCUGCGCGCCUCCGAUAGUCACGGCCACAAUCACGCCGUGGUCGAUGACGCCUGGGACCGAACUUGGUCGGCCAUUACCGAUCUCCAAUGGGUACCCGCCGCGACAGAAGCUCCCAUCCCUACCUUCGAGCCCUUCCCGACCCAUUCAGCCAAAAAGAAGCGUGGCACAACCGCGACGGAGAUCCGCUCCGUUCAGCUCUCCGUGGUCGAUGGAGAUGCCGAUCUGCAGCAUGGUGUGGAUGAAUCUUAUACUCUGGAGGUGACAGCAACCGGGGGAACCGUCAAGAUCACCUCGCAGACCGUCUGGGGCGCGGUCCACGCGUUUACCACUCUGCAGCAGUUGAUCAUCUCGGAUGGCCGGGGCGGCCUCAUUAUUGAGCAGCCCGUCAAAAUCCAGGAUGCUCCGCUAUACCCCCAUCGCGGUGUCAUGGUCGAUACGGGUCGGAACUUCAUCAGCGUCUCCAAGAUCCUCGAGCAGAUUGACGGCAUGGCCCUGUCCAAGCUCAAUGUCCUCCACUGGCACUUGGACGAUACCCAAUCCUGGCCCAUGCAGAUUCGAUCCUAUCCCCAGAUGACCAAGGAUGCCUACUCGAGCCGGGAGAUCUACAGCGAGGCGGAUAUGCGCCGGGUGAUUGCCUAUGCCCGGGCCCGUGGUGUUCGCGUGAUUCCCGAGGUCGACAUGCCCGGUCACUCGUCCUCUGGCUGGAAGCAGGUUGACCCGAAAGUCGUGACCUGCACCAACUCCUGGUGGUCCAACGAUGACUGGUCCAAGCAUACCGCCGUCGAGCCGAACCCCGGUCAAUUGGAUAUCAUCUAUAACAAGACCUACGAAGUGGUCGGCAACGUUUACAAGGAUCUCUCGGCCAUUUUCACCGAUAACUGGUUCCACGUCGGCGGUGACGAGCUCCAGUCCCAAUGCUUCAAUUUCAGCUCGUAUAUCAACGAGUGGUUCGCCGAGGACCCGUCGCGCACUUAUAACGACCUGUCACAGUACUGGCUCGACCAUGCCAUGCCCAUCUUCCGCGGCACCGGCGGUCCCAAGCGUCGUCUGAUGAUGUGGGAGGAUAUCUUCAUCAACACCGAUGCCGCGCACACCGUUCCAAGAGAUAUCGUCCUACAAUCCUGGAACAACGGUCUGACCAAUAUCAAGAACCUGACCGCCAGCGGCUUCGACGUGGUCGUCUCCUCAUCCGACUUCCUCUACCUGGACUGCGGUUUCGCAGGCUUCGUCACCAACGACCCCCGCUACGACGUCAUGACCAACCCAGGCGGCGACGUGACCUUCAACUUCGGCGGCGGUGGUGGCUCCUGGUGCGCCCCGUACAAAUCCUGGCAACGCAUCUACGACUACGACUUCACCGCCAACCUAACCGCAUCCGAAGCUAAACACGUCCUCGGCGCUGAAGCACCCCUCUGGUCCGAGCAGGUCGACGAUGUCACCAUCUCCAGCAAAAUGUGGCCCCGCGCCGCUGCCCUCGGCGAACUGACUUGGUCUGGAAACCGUGAUGCGGCCGGUAACAAGCGUACCACGCAGCUCACCCAGCGUCUGCUGAAUUUCCGGGAGUAUUUGGUCGCUAAUGGUGUGAUGGCCGCUAACCUGGUGCCCAAGUAUUGUCUGCAGCAUCCGCAUGCGUGCGAUUUAUACUAUAACCAGACUGCAGUCGCUCCCUAG